CAGAGGCAGCAGCAUUCCAGUGCAGAGCAGGUGAUCUCAUCUGUACAGCUUGGAAAGUGCUUGGGGAUUGCUCUGGGUGAAAGGCACCAGAGGGAUGUUUUGUUCUGAAGAACUAGAUUGUGUCCUGUCCCUGCUGGUUGUGUGUGUUUGGGGGGAGGGGGGAAAUGGAGGGGGGGGGCAAACACACAUAGGAGUCUUGUCCCUUGUGUGCCGUGUGCGAGGACUGGGGAUGGGUACAGCCCCAGCACUCCAGGGAGCAGAGGGGCAGCUCUCGGUGUGACCCUGGGGGACAAUUCACCUUGUCAGGGUUUUUAAGGGGUAGGGAGGAGGUGGAGCCAGGACUUGCAUACCACCCACUGGCCUGUGGAGCACUAAAAUCAGGAAUUGCAAUUUAUUUUUAAAAAGUAACUUUCCUCAGAGCAGAGAUUUUCAAACUGUGGAGCAGCCUCCCCCCGCCACUCACCUCAGCGGGCUACACAGUUUGUUGGUCAAUGUCAACAUCCCCCGCGACUGUUCCCAUUUCUGCGCUUGGCAGCCUCUGCGCCCAGCGCUGGCCACCCUGAAAACCCAAGGGAAGAGGGGCCAAGGGACAGGUAUUGUCCCAGCACUAGCAGCUGCAACAGCCACCAUCUCUAUUGGGGAGGCCACCAGGGACUCUGCAAGUGGAAAGCUGCACACAGGGCUAGUGACUGUCCUGCCACCAGAUCCCUUUGCCAACCCUGGCCCUUCCACAGCUCCAGGGCACAGAGCCCAGUCCUCUGCUGGAAAGAACCUGCACAGGACAAGCGAAUGGGGCUUCACCUAAGGGCUGGGGUCAGCAGGGAACUGUUCAGCAGCUGUCUGCUCCCCUCCUGACCCAGUCCUUUCAGCUCAGCGGUUUGUUUCUCAUGCGCACAGGGGCAGGUGGGGGGACAGUCAGGGAGUUGAGUGUAGACAGCCGAGACGACCCUACCGCUGCAGGGUCCAGUUGCCUUCCUCUAGUGCAACACGGUCACAUGGAUGUUCCUCAUGAUCAAAUUUCCACUAGAGAACUGACAUCAGCAUCAGGAUUCACCAGUGAAGAGACUGAAUCCGACUCCAGUUCUGCUGCAGGGACAAAGGGGGCAGGAGGGAUCAUCUGCCAACAGACCCUCCUAACCUCCACUGAUUCUGUGGCAGUAGCUUCAGGUGAGACCAACUGGAGUCAGAGUCCCACUGCCUGCCUCAGGGGACAGCACAAAUGUAACUGGUGUGCCAGAGAGGAGGAUCUUCCAGAAGAAAUAAAACCAGAGAUUAUUUGGGACUUAGAUCGGAACCAGGAAACGUACAGGGUUCAUUUCUCUAGGGCAGGCUGGUUCUGUUGCCCUGAAACUGAACUGGAGUUCGAGGUGAGGGCAGCAGUGACCAUCCAAUAUGGAUACAGCUCCUGGAGGGAGCAUCUGACUGAAACGCAGAAGAAUCAAUGGAUGGUGGCUGGCCCUUUGUUUGACAUCAGAGUGGAACCAACUGAGGCUGUGGCAGCCGUUCACCUCCCGCACUUCCUGUGUCUCAGAGAUGCUGACAAUUCCCGGAUGCAGAUUGCCCAUUUCAUCGACGAGGGGAUGACCCUGGAGAACCCAACACGGGUGAGGUCAUUCCACGCCGUGCUGGAGAACCCCAGCUUCUCUCCGAUUGGAGUAUUUUGGAGGAGGGAGAAUUCUGAUCAGCGAACUCAGCUCCAUUCCAUUGUACUGCUCUACCAGGCACAAAGGAGAGUUAAUCUAACCCUCCACCUCUACCUGAUACCUGAUGAUGGCUCACGGGUCAAGGCAGUGAAGGACUAUGAAAAGGAGUGCCAGUCAUGGUUUGUGUCUAAGUCUCAUUUCACCGCUAAACCCUUGCACUUUGACUCUCUCUACAUUGUGUCCAGUCCAUCGGAGAUAACAGUAACACCCAAGGAACUGCCAUUUUUGGAUAAACCUGCAGAAGCUUUUCAACCAUUCACAGAGGUCCACACCACGGAUGUGAAGAAGGAGCUGGAGCUCAGCCUGGUGGGAAAAAAGGACGGGAAGCCAAUCUGGGAGGCUGUUAUCAGACCAGAAGACCUGGCACCUUCUGGUUCAUCCAUUAAGAUGCAAAUAGAUACACAUUUUGUUGACCAACACCGAGAACAGCUGAUUAAGCGGGUGACUGCAGUGGACAGCAUCCUGGAUUCACUGCAUGGAGUCGUUCUGGAUCCUGAACAAUACCAGAGUAUCAGAGCCGAGAGAACCAACCCAGACAAGAUGCGGAAGCUGUACGAGCUGGUCCCGAGCUGGAAUUCAGGCUGCAAAGAAAAGCUCUACCAGGCGCUGAAGGACAAACACAGACACCUGGUUGAACAGCUUGAGGAGAAAUAGAUGGAGGCAGCUCUCCCCCUGCUCAGAGAUUGUUUGUUUGCAUUGGGAGGGAUUACUCCACAGGUUUUUGGUGUGAAUCACGUAACUCACAAUAUGCA
Messenger RNA from Chelonoidis abingdonii (Abingdon island giant tortoise), 2455 nucleotides. RefSeq names its product NACHT, LRR and PYD domains-containing protein 1b allele 2-like. Gene Ontology annotation, cellular component: canonical inflammasome complex. Gene Ontology annotation, biological process: regulation of apoptotic process; innate immune response; inflammatory response. The record is from RefSeq and is a predicted model, not a curated record. NCBI's taxonomy places the organism in Eukaryota, Metazoa, Chordata, Testudines, Testudinidae.